AGGAAUGAUUUUCGGUAUAUGUCUAAAUAUAUGUUCUUCGGUAUUUGUUUAGGAAUUUUCCAUACAUGUUCAAUUUGAUCUUUAAAAGUUACCGAUACUCGAGUGGAUAGACAAUUGGCACGUAUCGUGAUAGUGGCUAAUUUGAUUUUUCGCCUUAAAAAAACGAACAAGUUCAUCGAUAGAACGAUCCGAAUCGUUAUAAUUAUCUGUCUCGGUCCAAGGUUUUCUUCCUCAUUUUGAAAAUGUUUAUCAAUGUGUCAACAGAAGAGAGUUAUUAAGGAAGGAGAAAUACGGAGAAAGAGAGUACGUCGGUGCUCGUUAGCGAGAAAAAAAAAUAAUACGAUCCAAUAGAAAGAAGAAGAUGGCGUUUACUUACAGCUUUAAUGAAUAGGUUUGAUGAUAAGGGUUUGGAAGACACGAACGAUACCUACUUACAAAAUGAUAUGCAAGCGAUUCGUAUUUCCGUGCUGGCCAGAUAAACCUUGUUCCAUUGCGCGUUCUCUCCUUGAACAGAGAUCAUUCGCAGAAUCGCAAGAAUCGGAUCGCGUCAAUUUUGAAAUGAGUUAACUCUUGUCGCGAAAUCUCUUUCAGUUUAUAUAUCUUCGAUAGCCGCCUGUCAGUGCCCGAGAAGGAUCGCCAGCAAUGUCAGUGCCCAGGAAGGAUUCCAUCUCGACGGAAGAUGCCAAAAGGAAGAAAAAAAAGAGGAACUUUAGUGCAAACUCGAGAAAAUAUUUGUUGAUACUACAAUGGCUUCCAAAGUACAAUCAAUUUCAAGCUAUAUCCGACGUUAUAGCCGGUAUUACGAUAGGACUCACCAUGAUACCGCAGAGUAUCGCUUACGCUGCACUGGCUGGAUUAACUGCUCAGGUAUCCUUGCUUUCCCAUUUCUAUCGGGGGAAAGGAGAAAGAGAAUGUGAAUUCGACUAUUCUGUUAAUUCACAGUACGGCCUUUACUCGUCGUUCCUCGGUGGUUUCAUAUAUCUUCUACUCGGAACCACCAAAGAGGUCUCCAUCGGUCCUACAUCUUUGAUGUCUCUCUUAACGAUGGAAUACACGCAUGACAUGCCGAUAGACUUCGUUGUACUCCUUACAUUCUUGGCUGGAUGCGUAGAGUUAACAAUGGGCUUGUUGAACUUAGGUUUUUUGGUGGACUUCAUUUCCAUCCCUGUUACGUCGGCAUUCACUUCGGCAGCGGCAAUUAUUAUAAUCGUUGCCCAGAUUCAGGGUCUCCUAGGUCUGAGAUACAAGUCGUACAACAUAAUCGAUACUAUGAAUAAAACGUUUAAAAACAUAGAGAAGGUUCAUUUGCCCGACGUAGCACUCAGUUUUUCUUGCAUAGUUUUUCUUUUACUCUUCAGGAAACUGCAAGACUUUGGAAACAAGACCGGGAACAAGGAAAUUACGAGAACGAAAAAGAUUUUGUGGUUUCUUUCCAUUGGUCGCAAUGCUCUUGUCGUCUUAAUAACAUCAAUUAUAUCGUUUAAUUUGACAUUGCAGGAAUCUUCUCCAUUUACUCUUUCAGGAAAAGUGAAACCUGGAUUACCCGCUGUAUCUGUACCGCCGUUUUCGUCCCAAAUCGGAAAUCGUACAUACACAUUUUUCGACAUGUGCUCCCAUUAUGGAUCUGGCAUAUUUAUGAUACCAAUCAUCGGUGUCUUGACAAACGUGGCGAUUGCAAAAGUAUUUGCAAGCGGUAACUCGUUAAACGCAAAGCAAGAAAUGUUAACGCUCGGCAUUUGUAAUAUACUUGGAAGUUUCUUUUCGUCAAUGCCAACUUGCGGAGCAUUGACAAGAAGUGCAGUAAGUGCUGCGAGCGGUAUACAGACGCCUAUGGCGGGAUUGUAUACAGGAAUCUUAACAUUGUUAGCUCUUAGCUUUCUAACGCCUUACUUUUACUAUAUACCACGUGCGACACUCGCAGCGGUAUUAGUAAGCGCCGUUUUCUUUAUGAUCGAUUUACGAAUAUUCAAAGUCCUUUGGAAAGGAUCCAGAAAAGAUGCAAUAGCAGCUAUAGUGACGUUUGUAGUUUGUAUAGUUUGUAACAUUGAAGUAGGACUUCUCCUUGGUGCAGCGCUUAAUAUAAUUUUUUUACUUCAUCCAUCGGCUAGACCAAAUCUAAGCACCAUUGAGUGCAAGCACACUUACAUACCUACAUACCUACGCACGACACGCGCACGCACGCACACACACACCAUACAUACAUCAUACAUACAUAUAUAUAUAUCUCCCUCUCAGACAGAUUUGGGAAAUGAAUACCUGAUACUUAAACCUGACACAGGAUUUUAUUAUCCUGCAGUAGAUUUUCUUUCCAACAAAUUAGAGACAAUAGCUACCAAAUAUGAGGAACAAGUACCGUUGCUCGUAGAUUGUGAAAGAUUUCAAGGCUUUGAUUAUACCGCUAUAAAGAGUAUGGAAAGAUUAUCGAAACAAUUGAAUACUAAAACGCAAAGAUUAUGGCUAUUAAAUGUUAAGCCAGAAGUUAUAAAAACUAUUUCAAUAUUAGCAGACAAUAAAUAUUUUCUUUUUAUCAAUGAUCAUAAAAGUAUUAAGUCCUUUGUAGAUGAAGUAAAAAAAAAUACCGAUGAACAAAAUCUUGUGGACGAGGAAAAUCAACUAAUGAAAAAUACUGAAAAAGAAAAUCUAGAAAUGGAAGGCUAUGAAGAUUCUAAUGGAAUAUUUAAAAAGAGAAAUGAUGAUAUGAAAGAAUCUGAUAAAGUGUCAUUGCAUUAAUAAAACGCUUGAUAGAAAGCUUGGAUAACUAUUAUGUGUACAGCUGAAUCGUCAUAAGAAUGAAUAAAUUAUUGAUAAAUUAUACGUAAGAUCGUAGUAAUAUUGUAUCAAGAAAUGUUUACAUAAAUUAGUCAAUGAUAUCAAAUUUCUAUCGAGUGCUUCUUAGUUAUAUUAAUUAAUUCAACACACAGAACUUAUUGUAAUGUAUCAUAGGAAAGAUGGACAUUAUUACGAAAAAAAAAAGCGUUACACAAGUAAACAGGUACAGAAUUGAAGUAGUGUAGUAAUAGGUUUUCGAAGCAUUAAUGUGCCCAUGAAUUAAACAUUGGUUUAUUAAAAAAUUGAAUACAGAGAAAAAA
Molecule: messenger RNA, 3089 nt
Organism: Vespula vulgaris
Lineage: Eukaryota; Metazoa; Arthropoda; Insecta; Hymenoptera; Vespidae
Product: sodium-independent sulfate anion transporter-like
Exons: 10
Coding region: 643-2730 (695 amino acids)
Biological process (GO): transmembrane transport
Cellular component (GO): membrane
Molecular function (GO): sulfate transmembrane transporter activity
Source: RefSeq, a predicted model, not a curated record